Haliotis rufescens (red abalone) is the source of this 1465-nucleotide messenger RNA. Its product is annotated as cell division control protein 42 homolog. The record is from RefSeq and is a predicted model, not a curated record. Gene Ontology annotation, biological process: small GTPase-mediated signal transduction. Gene Ontology annotation, molecular function: GTP binding; GTPase activity. NCBI's taxonomy places the organism in Eukaryota, Metazoa, Mollusca, Gastropoda, Lepetellida, Haliotidae. The transcript is spliced from 3 exons. The coding region runs from base 67 to 663 and encodes 198 amino acids.
CUUGAGUAUAACAACAUCGCCUCGUGUCCUGUCAGUCUAGAAUCUACCGGUGAACACAGCUUCAUUAUGAAGGCAGGCAAUAUGAAACCUCAGGAUAAGAAAUGCGUGCAUUGUGCCGUCUUUGGAGACGGAAUGGUUGGGAAGACUAGCAUCUCGGAAAGCUACGCACAGAAAUCCUUCAGUGAGGGUUAUGAAGCUACAGUAUUCGAGAAUUAUGCAGUGCCCUUGAGCGUUGCUGGGGAGGAGUUUAUCAUCAGCAUGUUCGACACAGCUGGACAGAAAGACUACGAGAGUCUACGCUCGUUCACUUACAAAGAAAGUGAAGUCCUGCUUCUGUGUUUCUCCACCUGUGACCGGGAAACGUUGGCCAGCAUCAAUGACGUGUGGAUGCCUGAACUGAAGAGACACACUAAACAAUCUAAACAGAAGAGACCGGUCAUCCUCGUGGGCACCCAAAUUGACCUCCGUGUCGGGAAUGAAGACAGCGAGGUCAGCGCCGACGAGGGUGUCCAGUUGGCCAAGGACAUUGGCGCUGACUGCUAUGUGGAGUGCUCGGCAAGGAGCCGUGAAGGAUUGAAAGAGGUGUUCGAGCAUGUUGUGUUUUCAGCUCUGAAGUAUAGAAAGAAGAAAAGUAAUAUUCUGAAGCAAAUCUUCAGUCGUUGAACUCUUAAGUCCAAACUGGAUUUACCUCACCAACGACCUUGAUUCGUUGACAACAGCAAAAACUCGCCUGCUGAGCAUCGGCAGCUUUUUGUCUGCUCGUCGCGUGCGAUGUGUCGUCUGCUCCCAGCUGCGACACAACUUGAAAGCUACUUCCCCUUGAAUCUUGGGAAAAUCGACGAAGUUUGAUGGACUUGUGUUGGAACCGCCAUCCAUGGUGUUUGCAUUCAUUGCAAGUCACUAUUCGUGACGAAAGACCCUGUGAUAAAAGUGUGAUCUGAGGUGACAAGUGACAAAUACGUCACAGGUCUGCUGUACCCCCUGUAUCCGAUACAGAUGUAGGAACUGUGAUAAUGGUGGUCAAGCCUUUAUAUCCAUCAUUCGAAUGGACAGAUGUAUUUGAUUGAUGUAAUCAAAUAUGACUUAAAUUUGGUACUUCCAAAUUCUAAUUUAUUUAGCUAUUAUUCUCGAUCUAAGUCCCAUGUCUUUCAAUCUAGUCAUAGCGAACAGUAAUGUUUUGUAGCAGAUUGAGGUCAAAUUUGAUAUUUAUGAUUAAUAUAUUGUUAAUCAAGAUUAUAUUUGAACCAAGUCUAUGUCAAAGAAUUCCGUACAGAUAUAGGGCGGGUCCCUGUGAUAGGAGUCGUGUUAUGCUACCUGUAUUUUAUUAAUAGGUUCCAUGUUUAUACAAAUAUGACGACAAAAUGAGCAUUUAUUGCAAGAGUGAAAUGUUUAAACUUUUGCUAUGUCUUCAUGUGCCGCUGGUCGGCAAAGAUACAUUUUUUUAAAAUAAAAUUUAUUGAAUGAA